AUGCCUCCCAUCGUCGACAUCCACACCCAUGUCUACCCCCCAGCCUACAUGGCCAUGUUGCGCUCUCGUCGCACAGUGCCCUACGUGCAUGAUCCAGCACCCAGCAAAGACGGGGAUACCACCCCUCGCCUCAUCAUCCUCGCCUCAGACGAUGACCCAUCCAUCCCCAUAGACCAACGCGGCCGCCCAGUCGACUCCUCCUACUCCGACAUCAACGUCAAGCUCUCCUUCAUGCGCCGCCACGGCAUUACAACAAGCGUCAUCUCCCUCGCCAACCCCUGGCUCGACUUCCUCGAACCAGCCGACGCCCAGCCCUGGGCCGAGCGCAUCAACAACGACCUCGAAGCAACCUGCGCCCAGUCCAACACCUCCAACUCCAGCAGUGACUCCCCCACCAAACCCCUCUACGCCUUCGGUACCCUCCCCCUAACGGCCCCCACCCCAUCCGCAAUCGUCUCCGAAAUCCACCGCCUCAAGACUCUCCCGCACCUCCGUGGCGUCAUCAUGGGCACCUCCGGCCUCGGCAACGGUCUCGACGACCCCGCCCUGGACCCCAUCUGGUCCGCCCUCCAAGAAACUAACACCCUCGUCUUCCUACACCCGCACUACGGCCUCCCGGAGGAAGCCUACGGUGCGAACGGCGCCGAUGCCAUCUCCCGCUCCGGCCAUGUCAUGCCGCUCGCGCUGGGGUUCCCGCUCGAGACGACCAUCGCUGUCACGCGCAUGCUCCUCGCUGGUGCGUUCGACCGGUUCCCGAAGUUGACGCUGCUGUUGGCGCAUUCGGGGGGCACGUUGCCGUUUUUGGCCGGGCGGAUUGAGAGCUGUAUUCAUCAUGAGAGGAAGUUUGUUGGCGCGGAUGGGAGUGUGGUUGAUGGGCCGAGGAGGAGUGUUUGGGAUGUGUUGAAGACGAAUAUUUAUCUGGAUGCUGUGGUAUAUGGGGCGCCGGGGUUGAGGGCUGCUGUUGGGGCUUCUGGUGCGGAUCGGUUGAUGUUUGGAACCGACCACCCCUUCUUCCCCCCUCUGGACGAAAAGGAGCCCAACCCCGAAUGGCCCAGCGUGACGACCAACUACGAUGCGAUCAAGGAGGCAUUCGGUGACGAUAAGACGGCCGAUGCGGUGUUGGGUGGGAAUGCGGUUCGUGUACUGGAUUUGAAGUAG
Aspergillus candidus is the source of this 1158-nucleotide messenger RNA. RefSeq names its product amidohydrolase family protein. The transcript has 2 exons. Gene Ontology annotation, biological process: secondary metabolic process. Lineage: Eukaryota; Fungi; Ascomycota; Eurotiomycetes; Eurotiales; Aspergillaceae. Gene Ontology annotation, cellular component: cytosol; cytoplasm. Gene Ontology annotation, molecular function: hydrolase activity; carboxy-lyase activity. The record is from RefSeq and is a predicted model, not a curated record. The coding region runs from base 1 to 1158 and encodes 385 amino acids.